CUAACUUCAGAACGUCGCGACUUUUUGAGGGUGUUCAAUGAACAAGUGAGCUUCUAAUAACCCACCCCACGCUCAACCACUCUUUUCUCUUUCAUUUCCAUUUCCCCUUCUACACCUUCACUUCCUGUCGCGGGGGAAGAUACAAGGUUACCCUACUUGCACCCGCCAUCCAAACCCAACACCCGGCCACUCGCCCCAUCCACAACAGCAGCCUCGUUGCCCAGCAUGAGUAUGCGCGACCUCAUCUCGGGCGAGGCCGAGCUUGCCUCCGACGAGGAAGAUGACCAGUCCUUCGACGAAGAGACUGGCGAGGGCCGCCCACGGAAGGAGGCUCGUCCUGACAUGGACGACUCCAGUGAGGAGGAAGAGGACGACGAUGACGCCGAGGCUGCACGCGCUGUCCGCGAAGGUUUCAUUAUCGAUGACGAGGAGGAUGAGGAGCCCGAGGCGCGGGAACGGCGACGGGGAAAGCGCCGUCGUGCUGAGCGCGAGAAGGAGGAGGCCGCUCUGGACGAAGAGGAUCUCGAUCUGAUUGGGGAGGCGAACCCAGAGUGGCAGGCCAAGACGACAACUGAUCAUAAAUACAAGCGUCUCAAGCGUGGUCAUAGGGACGAAGACGAGCGCGAUAGGGAGCGAGGGCUCGAUGAAAUCUUCUCCGAAGACGAAGCCGCCGAUGUCGAUGAAGCUCCCCGACACCCUCUCCGCGCGGACCACCGAAAUGUCGACGAGUUUGCCGAUUUCAUUGAGGAGGACGAGCUCGAGGAUGAAGACCAGAAGCUGCGAUACCAGGAGGAGAUGGAGGUUGCUAGGCCGCGCGACCGUGCAUACGUCGGGGCGGGAACUGAGGCUUCGGGUCUCGACAAGGACACCCUGGAGGAUAUGGAGGCUGUCUUUGGCAAUGGCGAGGAUUACGAUUGGGCCCUCGAUAUGGAACAGGAGGAUGAGAUCCGCGAGGUUGGCGACCAGCAGCUCGAGCUGAAGGACGUCUUCGAGCCAUCUCAGCUCGCUGAGAGGCUCUUGACGGAUGAAGACAACGAGAUCCGCUGGGCCGAUGAGCCGGAGCGCUUCCAGCUCGAGCGGAAGGCAUAUAGACAUGUCCAGAUCACCGACGAGCAGUUCAAGGAGGAGGCGAAGUGGAUCACCAACCUCAUCUGGCCAAAGAAGCGCCCGAAUUUGCCGCCGGGAGGCGAUCUCCAGGGUCCAUUCCAGAAGGCUAUUGGCAAGGUGCUGGAGUUCUUCGUUGUCGACGAGGUGGAAGUGCCAUAUGUGUUUCAACAUCGCAAGGACUAUUUGAUUCACGCAAAAAGAACGAGACUUGCUCCCGAUCCAUCGAAUCCUGACCAGCCAGAGUAUGGCGUAACCGCUCAGAAGCUGCUCAACCAGGAUGACCUCUGGAGAAUCCUCGAGCUCGACCUGAAGUUCAGGGCUUUUGUCGACAAGCGCAAUAUCUUGGAGAAGGCAUACGAUAACCUUAAAUCAGCAUCCGAUGUCAAGGACCUGAUGUUCGAGGAGAUGAUACCCGUUGCGGCCACCAUGGAAGAGCUGCAGGAUCUCCAGGAAUACCUUCAUUUCACCUACUCUGGACAGCUCAAGGACCUUGCUGUCAUUGAUGGAAAUGCAAAGGAACCCCAGCAGCGACGACCAGGCUCUAGGUCCUCAGUCUUUGAGCGCGUCCGCAACGGCCAGGCCUACAACCUCGUGCGCGCCUACGGUAUUAGCGCCGAGGACAUCGCGAAGAACGCUCUCCGCGAAGGUCGCAAACAGUACACCGAGGAUCCCGCGGUUCGUCCCAUUGAGCUGGCGGAUACACUUACGAGCGACGAUGAGUUCAGAACGGGGGAGCAGGUCCUGCUCGCUGCUCGCCAGAUGUUCAGCGAGGAGAUGGUUAUGAACCCGAGGAUGCGCAAGCACUUCCGCAUGAGCUAUUUCCAGAUGGGCACAGUCAGCUGUCAGCGCACUGAGAAGGGAUUACGGCGCAUCGAUGAUCAGAACCAAUAUUACGAGCUCAAGUAUCUCCGGAACAUGACCAUUCCUGAUAUUGCCAGGCAACCCGAGGUCUUCCUCAAGAUGCUGAAGGCAGAAGAAGAGGGCCUUCUGGAGGUCAGGAUUACUAUGCAGCAGGAGCGCGAUUUCAGGAGGCAGCUUCUCCAGGAGUUCACCUCCGACAAUUACAGUGAGGUGGCCGAUGCAUGGAACGACGAGCGUCUGAAGGUCCUUGACCUUGCGUUCCGCCGUCUCGACAGGAUCAUGGUGAAGAGCGUCAAGGAAAACAUGCGCAACGAGUGCGAGUCCGAAGUUCUCAAGGCGUGCCGCGACGAAUACUCAAAGAAGUUGGACCAGGCGCCAUACAAGCCUAAGGGAAUGGUUCUUGGCACCACCCCUCGCGUUUUGGCGCUCUCCAGCGGAAGCGGCGAUGCAGCGCGCGGCCCGGUUUACUGGGCCUGGGUCGAAGACGACGGACGUGUCUUGGAGAAUGGGCAGUUUGAGAACCUGUCUCGCGAUGACCGAUCGCGCGACGCGUUUGCCGAGCUGGUGCAGCGCCGGAAGCCCGAUGUUAUCGGAGUAGGUGGCUUCUCGAUCGAGACCAACAAGAUGAUUAAAGAUAUCAAGGACUUGGUCGCGGAGCGAGACCUCAGGGGGCCGGACUUUGAUGUGCGCGAUACUAAUGAGACGCAUAACGAGCAGCUCGAGGUGGUGGUUGUUAACGACGAAGUUGCACGUCUGUAUCGUGAUAGUCAGAGGGCUCUCGGCGACUACCCGGGGCUCUCGUCUGUCACUCGGUACUGUGUGGCCUUGGCGAAAUACCUUCAAAACCCUAUGAAGGAGUAUGCGGCCCUCGGAAACGAUAUCGUAUCGUUGAUAUUCCACCGAUGCCAGCACCUGGUGCCGGAGGAGAAACUGCGCAAGCAGCUGGAUACGGCCAUGGUUGACAUGGUGAACCUGUGCGGUAUCGAUAUCAACGAAGCCGUCACUGACCCAUACGUCGCCAACCUUCUGCCUUAUGUUUGUGGACUCGGGCCCCGUAAGGCGACAAGUGUGAUCAAGGCCAUCAACAUGAAUGGUGGCAUGGUCAAUACCCGCGACGAGCUCGUCGGCGACCCAGACAGCCAGAAACUGCCCGUCGUUGGCCCUCGCGUAUGGAACAACUGCGCCAGUUUCCUGAGCAUCGAGUACGAUCCUUCCAUGUCUACAUCCGAUUACCUAGACAAUACCCGUGUGCACCCCGAGGACUACGAGCUGGGCAGGAAGAUGGCUGCCGACGCGCUCGAGCUCGACGAGGAAGAUGUCAAGGCUGAAGUCGACGAGAACGGCCCCGGAGCCGUCGUGAGGAAGCUGAUCAAGGACGAUGAGCAGGACAAGGUCAACGAUCUCAUUCUUGAGGAGUAUGCGGAGCAGCUGGAGCAGAAUUAUAACCAGAAGAAGCGCGCUACUCUCGAGACUAUCCGCGCUGAGCUCAUCCAGCCAUACGAGGAGCUGCGCCGCAACUUCGCCAUGUUGAGCGAUGAUGAUGUUUUCACGAUGCUCACUGGCGAGACUAAUGAUUCGCUUUGCGAGGGCAUGGUUGUCUCGAUCAAUGUCCGCGUUGUUAACGACGAGUUCCUCAUCGUCAAGCUCGACUCGGGCUUGGAAGGUCGCGUGGAGGCAUAUGAGGCCACGGACAACAAUGAUGUGCCGCUACCGAGACUCUUUUCUCAAGGACAAGCCGCCCAAGCUAAGCUGUUAUCGGUGGACAGGCGCGAGUUCUCGGCUAAGCUAUCGAUGAGAGAGCAGGAAAUCAAGAGACCAUUCCGUCGUCGCUUGAACCACAUGGAUGACCAGUGGGACUCGAACCAGGAAGCGAGGGAUAGGGAGGAGCUGAGGGAGAAGGACAAGGUUACUGGGCGUGCUCAGCGUGUCAUCAAGCAUCCUCUGUUCCGCCCAUUCAAUUCCACCCAGGCCGAGGAGUAUCUCGGAUCGCAGAGCUCUGGCGACGCUGUUAUCAGGACGUCGUCCAAGGGUAAUGAUCACUUGACUGUUACGUGGAAGGUGGCAGAUGGUGUGUACCAACACAUUGACGUCCUCGAGCUGCUCAAGGAGAACGAGUUCACAGUCGGCAAGCAGCUUCGUAUUGGCGGCAAGUACACCUACAGCGAUCUGGACGAACUGAUCGUGGAUCACGUCAAAGCCAUGGCUCGCAAGGUGGACGAGAUGAUGCAGCAUGAGAAGUACCAAAAAGGCAGCAAGGCCGAUACAGAACGCUGGUUAACGACCUACACCGAGGCCAACCCCAAGCGCUCCGUCUACGCCUUCUGCAUCGACCCCAAGCACCCGGGUUACUUCCACCUGUGCUUCAAGGGCGGACAGAACGCCAAGCUCAACGCCUGGCCUGUUAAGGUCAUCCCGAACGCGUUUGAGCUGCUCAAGAACCCGUACCCGGAUAUGCGCGCGCUGUGCAAUGGGUUUAAGCUCCGCUUUGCGAGUGAGGCGAAUAAGAGCCGUGGAUGAGGCGGUGGGGGGGUUGUUCGCUCCUGCGGUUGUUUCUCGUUUUUAGUUUUAUUGUUGCUGCUGUCGUGGAAUGGUGGCUGCGGCGGUUGGAACAGAUUGGUGAAGGUGGUGGUGGUGGUGGGCGCAUCGCGCGAGGAGUUCGGGGAUAUGUUGGGGAGGUGAUUUUUAUUUGGAUCCAUCUGAGGGAGGGAGAGGAGGGAGGGUCUAGCUGAACCAUCCCGCAUCUACGGCUGCGUUUUGCGCAAUGUCGAUCCUGUAUUUUUGUAUUAUAACAACAUGGUUUCUUUUACAGCGGGGGGCUAGUUUAAGGGUUGGUGGUGGCGGGGGGGGAGAAAAGCUAAAGAGGAUAG
Messenger RNA from Pseudogymnoascus verrucosus, 4835 nucleotides. RefSeq names its product Nucleosome remodeling protein (gene SPT6). Gene Ontology annotation, biological process: mRNA transcription by RNA polymerase II; positive regulation of transcription elongation by RNA polymerase II; transcription elongation by RNA polymerase II. The coding region runs from base 226 to 4485 and encodes 1419 amino acids. Lineage: Eukaryota; Fungi; Ascomycota; Leotiomycetes; Thelebolales; Thelebolaceae. The record is from RefSeq and is a predicted model, not a curated record. Gene Ontology annotation, cellular component: transcription elongation factor complex. The transcript has 4 exons. Gene Ontology annotation, molecular function: nucleosome binding; DNA binding; histone binding.